This is a messenger RNA of Gregarina niphandrodes, 1305 nucleotides long. Its product is annotated as integrase core domain protein. Lineage: Eukaryota; Apicomplexa; Conoidasida; Eugregarinorida; Gregarinidae. Gene Ontology annotation, biological process: DNA integration. The coding region runs from base 1 to 1305 and encodes 434 amino acids. The transcript has a single exon. Gene Ontology annotation, molecular function: nucleic acid binding. The record is from RefSeq and is a predicted model, not a curated record.
AUGAAUGUCGUCAAUUUGGUUGGAAAAGGUGUCUUGCUAUCCACUGAUUUCAACCUGUUAGUUUCGGUCGAUGCGAUAGGACCAUUCAUGUAUAAGAAGAAAACUUACAAUCUAAUCACCAUGAUUGAUAACUUAACGAAGUGGGUAGAAGUUGGAGUUCUCGAAGAUGGCACUGCAUUAACUGCAUGGAACUUGGUAUAUUCCAUGUGGAUCUGUAGAUUAGGAGUGCCAAUGAAAAUGCUGACCGACAACGGUGCCAUGUUUACUGGCCGUGACUUCUGUGACAAAGUGGAGUCCCUAGGGAUUCGAACUAGUAACGCGACGCCGCAGUACCCGCAAGGAAACUCUAUGGUGGAGUCAUUUCACCACUUUCUCAAAGGAGCCUUGUCAAGAACAAGUGUCAAUAAUUGGUCUUUUGAGGAAGUGCUUGCAUCCGUACUUUACGCCUACAGGUCAACUCCGCAUAUUUCUACUGGAGAAUCACCGUACAGACUACUCACAGGAAAUGACAUGGUACUACCACACUUUCAAUCGUGGACGAACUAUGAAUCGUUGGACACUCGGGCUGCACAUAGAUACAGCCUCAUUACUCAACUACGACAAGAGGCGUUUGAGCAAGCCAUAAGUCGACAGGCGCUAUCCGCUGUUAAGAAGGACCAUCGUAAGUUUGAGUUGGGAGAUGUGGUUAUCUACCAGCUUACUAAGAAAGAUUGUGAAAAGUUAGUGAAGUACUAUGGCAGUGACAAGCUCAUGCCGACAUGGUCAGAACCCAUGCGAAUCACCAAGGUUUUGCAUGAACAACAAGGUACCUACUUGCUUGAGUCAGUGUGGCACAAAGGUCUUAAGCGUCAAGUCAACAAGACCCAAUUACGUUGCUUCUAUCCAAUGCCUGAUCCCAGAUUCGAAGAGUGGUACCGAACAGAGGUUGCUCGUGAUCGUGAAUACCAAACUCAAGGUUCUACGGCGGAACAGCAACGCCGAGAUCGUUUGGAAGCUGCAGAGAAGUUGGGUGUUCGCGACGAACGUGGUCGUUUUGUUGGUGGAGAGCGAGCUCUUGGUGUUGCUGUGGAGAGGGACACUCAUGACUGGCUGUACCCCAGCAGCAAGUUCCAAGAUUUGAUCAUUCCACCAGAAUCUUUUAAGAAGGCCUCAGUUGAACAAGGAUCACAAACUGACAAGGUCUCUGAAGAGGAAGUCAAACCUGACACUGUUGAAACUGUUAAACCCAGGAAGAGAAGACGCAAGAAUGUAAACGUCGUACUUACUAUGUUACCAAGUCUACAUCCGCCGGAAGGGGCAUGUUAG